AUGUCUGCCAUCUACAAAGCGUUGCAGUCUAAGCUGUCGAAAGACAGUUCCGAAAAGGCCAAGCACAUCAACAGACAAAGAGUCUUGGUGAUCUCGUCGCGUGGUGUCACUUACAGACACCGCCACUUGAUCCAAGAUUUGCUCCAGUUGAUGCCGCACGCAAGAAAAGAACCCAAGUUCGACUCGAAAAAGAACUUGAACCAGCUUAACGAAGUGGCAGAGUUGUACAACUGUAACAACAUUUUCUUCUUCGAGGCCAGAAAGCACCAGGAUCUCUACCUUUGGAUUUCCAAGCCGCCUAACGGACCUACGAUGAAAUUCUACAUCCAGAACAUGCAUACUUUGGACGAAUUGAACUUUACGGGCAAUUGCUUGAAGGGCUCCCGCCCCAUUUUGAGUUUUGACAAGUCCUUUACCGACUCUGCUCACCACCUGCUCAUCAAGGAGAUGUUCACACAUACAUUUGGGGUUCCGCCUAAUGCCAGAAAAUCUAAGCCCUUCAUUGACCAUGUGAUGACAUUCUCUAUUGUCGACAACAAAAUCUGGGUCCGUAACUACCAGAUUGCCGAAACAGUUGAUGCUAAAGAAUCAGAAGAUGCUGUUGACACCGAAGGUUUGUCCUUGGUGGAAAUUGGACCACGUUUUGUCAUGACAUUGAUCACGAUUUUGGAAGGUUCGUUUGGUGGACCCAAGAUCUAUGAGAACAAGCAAUACGUUUCUCCUAAUGCUGUCAGGGCUCAAUUGAAACAACAGGCAGCAGAACAGGCUAGGUCCCGUGCUACAGCUGCUUUGGACCGUAAAGUAAAGCGCAGAGAGAUGGUGAUGAAGGCGGACCCAUUGUCCAACGAGAGCUUGUUUAAGUAG
Molecule: messenger RNA, 864 nt
Organism: Clavispora lusitaniae ATCC 42720
Lineage: Eukaryota; Fungi; Ascomycota; Pichiomycetes; Serinales; Metschnikowiaceae
Gene: CSI2
Product: Csi2p
Biological process (GO): rRNA processing; ribosomal large subunit assembly
Cellular component (GO): nucleolus
Molecular function (GO): rRNA binding
Source: RefSeq, a predicted model, not a curated record